Porites lobata is the source of this 624-nucleotide messenger RNA. Lineage: Eukaryota; Metazoa; Cnidaria; Anthozoa; Scleractinia; Poritidae. The record is from the annotation of a GenBank genome assembly.
GUAGUAAAAACACCAGCUGGCAAAAAUAACUUGAAAGCUAGUGAGUUGUGCCCCCUGUAUUUCCUUGGGUUCCAACCUCGCCACGUAAUUAAGAGAAAGGAGCCGACUGUACGGAACUUAUAGAUACUGCAGUUUCAAGCAGCUUGACUUGCCGAAAAUUAGAAACUUCAGAUGUGAUUAUAGACGAAGUAGCGAGCGAAAUUCCAGUAAGUACUAGUAUGUCAGAUAUUGAAUCAAAUGUUGGCCCAAAAAACUUAAGAUGUCAUGACACAAAAUGUAUUCACAGACCACGAUCUUUACAUGUCGGAAAGGAUUCAAGAAAUGGAACAGGAAAUUAAAGAGCUAACGCGUGAAUGAGAAGAAAUCCAAUGGGAAAAUGACGCAUUUAUUAAGAGAUUGUUCACACUUGAAAACAUGAAAUCGAAGGAAACUGCUGCUGCUUUGUAUUCUGGUUUUUCCAACUGGGACACAUUCAUGGCUGUUUACAAAUAUCUUGAUCCUGGAGAUAGGGAACAGAACAUCUCCUACUGGGGUUCGUUAGAUACAGACAUCUCAGCUGAUCCCAGUACCGUUGAAACGGAGGAGCCACUAGCUAAAACAGUGAGAACUAGACCUUUAAAGCUG